Molecule: messenger RNA, 555 nt
Organism: Penicillium argentinense
Lineage: Eukaryota; Fungi; Ascomycota; Eurotiomycetes; Eurotiales; Aspergillaceae
Product: carboxymuconolactone decarboxylase family protein
Exons: 1
Coding region: 1-555 (184 amino acids)
Molecular function (GO): peroxiredoxin activity
Source: RefSeq, a predicted model, not a curated record
AUGCGCCUCCCCUAUGUCCCCGACCCACCCCCAACCAGCACCCCAGACGAAGCCAGAAUCCUAUCAAGUGUUCAAGCCCGCCGAGCACCAAACCCACUCCUCCCCCUCGACCUCGCUCUCCUGCACUCAUUCCCCGUCGCCGAGGGCUGGAACUCAUUCAUCGGCGCCAUCCGUACGCGAACGAGCCUAUCGACAAUUGUCCGCGAACUGGCCAUCUGCCGCGUGGCCGUCAUCAAUGGCGCGCUAUUCGAAUGGGAUCAGCAUGCGCCGCUGCUUUCGCAGGGCGGAUUGAGCGAGGAAGCGCUUAAGGUUGUUGGAGAUGCGCAGACGGAUUUCACCGAUGAGAUUUGUCGUGUUUUGAGUGCUGAGCAGCGCGCUGUGUUGAGGUAUACGGAUGCUAUGACCAAGACGGUGACGGUGCCGGAUGCGGUGUUUGCGGAAUUGAGGGCGUGGUUCAAUGAGCAGGAGGUGGUGGAGAUUACGGCGACGGUCGCGGCGUAUAACUGUGUCAGUCGGUUUUUGGUGGCUCUUGAUGUUGGAGAGAAGAAUCAUUAG